AUGGGAGACACGCAGAAGGGCAGCAUUCAUCAGGAACUUCAUCAGGAAGGUUCAGUGAAAGCUGAACUCCAUCUGUUCCCCUCCAGGGAGCUCACAGGAGAUUCCCUCCAGGAGGCCGAUCAAAGACAGGACCACAAGCAGGAGCUGGAAAGAGAAAGUGAGAUGGAGACAUGUUUUCCAAAGAGAUAUGAAAUGGUACCUCCUUAUGAGAUGGAAGUCUGGGGGUGCAAGGACAGUGGUAAAGCCCCUAUAAAGAAGGCUAUCCUUGCUGGGGACAGGCCAGAUCUGUCCAUGUGUGGGAAUGGUGCCAUUUGGAUUCAGCAGGUGGGGGAGAAAACCUACAAGUGUCCCGAGUGUGGGAAGAGCUUUAGCCGGAGUUCAUACCUGAGCCAGCACCAGAGGAUCCACCUGGCAGAGAAACCCUUCAGCUGCUCUGAAUGUGGGAAGAGUUUCACCCGCAAUUCAGACCUGAUCAAACACCAGCGAAUCCACACAGGGGAGAAGCCCUACCAGUGCAGCGAGUGCGAGAAGACCUUCAGCCAGAGGUCUAACGUGAUCAGGCACCAGCGCACCCACACAGGAGAGAGACACUACCUGUGCAACGAAUGUGGGAAGAGCUUCAGCCAGAACUCACAUCUCAUCAUCCACCAGCGAAGCCACAAGGGUGAGAAACCCUUUAACUGUCUGCGGUGUGAGAAAAGCUUCAGCGACCGCUCCUCCCUGAUCAUACAUCGGAGGGUCCACACCGGAGAGAAGCCCCACAAGUGCCAGGUGUGUGGGAAGCGUUUCCGGGACAGCUCAGCCAUCAUUCGGCAUCAGAGGAUUCACACGGGAGAGAAACCCUACGAGUGCACGGAUUGUGGGAAGACCUUCCGGCAGAGCUCCUCGCUGGUGACUCACGUGCGAACGCACACGGGUGAGAGGCCCUACAAGUGCCCCGUGUGCGGGAAGGGCUUCAGCCAGAGCUCAGCGCUCACCACUCACCGCCGGAUCCACAGGGAAGAGUCCUUGCCCGUGUGCCAUGGCAGCCUCCUGCCCAGCCCCGUCCAGUGCAUCGAGUGUGGCCGGAGGUGCAGCGACCCCUCCACUCUGGCCAAGCACCAGAGCCUGCACACUGAGGAGCGGCCCUACAUCUGUGUGGAGUGCGGGGACAGCUUCCACCGGAGCUCAGCUCUCAAUGUGCACCUGAGGAUCCACCGUGCCCAGAGACCCUACAAGUGUGAGGAGUGUGGGAAAACGUUCCGGCACAGCUCGGCCCUCGGUGCCCACCUGAGGAUCCACGUGGGAACCAAGCCCUACAAGUGUGUCGAGUGUGGGAAAACCUUCUGGAAAAGCUCAACACUUAAAGUACAUUGGAAAAUACACAUGGCCAAGAAACCUUAUAAAUGUCUGGUGGGUAGAAGAAUCCUCACCUCACGCUCACUUCUGCCAUAA
Molecule: messenger RNA, 1434 nt
Organism: Pseudopodoces humilis (Tibetan ground-tit)
Lineage: Eukaryota; Metazoa; Chordata; Aves; Passeriformes; Paridae
Biological process (GO): regulation of transcription by RNA polymerase II
Cellular component (GO): nucleus
Molecular function (GO): RNA polymerase II transcription regulatory region sequence-specific DNA binding; DNA-binding transcription factor activity, RNA polymerase II-specific
Source: RefSeq, a predicted model, not a curated record